Messenger RNA from Myripristis murdjan (pinecone soldierfish), 3755 nucleotides. Its product is annotated as NACHT, LRR and PYD domains-containing protein 12-like. The annotation marks the transcript as partial. Gene Ontology annotation, biological process: regulation of apoptotic process. Lineage: Eukaryota; Metazoa; Chordata; Actinopteri; Holocentriformes; Holocentridae. The transcript is spliced from 10 exons. Gene Ontology annotation, molecular function: protein binding. The record is from RefSeq and is a predicted model, not a curated record.
GCGCUGACGGACAGGUCCCAACACGAAGAGGGAACUGAAAUACAAACAGGAAGCUGGGACAUUGUGAGAAAAAAAUACCGUCAAAAGACAGAAGCAGACAGUUCAGCGUGAGCCGCCGAGAUGCCAGCUUGAGCAACACAGAGAGAGAGAACCAGAAAAAGGAAACAUCCGGUCCCAAAAUUCAUCCAGAUGGAGCGACGAUGACAACGCUUAAAGAGCUCCUCCUGGAAACACUGGAUGAUCUCGGAGACGAUGAUCUCAAGGUCUUCCAGUGGUUCCUGCAGCAGGCGGACGUCCUGGAGGGCUUUCCAGCCGUCCCGAGGAGCCGCCUGGAGAAGGCAGACCGGCUGGACACGGUGGAUCAGAUGGUCCGCACCUACAGCCAACACUCUCUGGACGUGACCAAGAAGGUCUUAGUGAAGAUCAACAGGAACGAUCUCGUGCAGAAUCUGCCAGACGUCACCUCUGGAUCCACAGGAGAUGUCAGUGAUGUUUCGGAGACUUCAGAGAGCAGACAGGGCUCCUCCUUCUCUGAUUCUGAAGAUUUGCUUGUGCGAACAGCAAAGCCUUCACGACCCAUCACAUCCUACCAACAGACACUCCAGUCAAACCUCCAGAACAGGUUCAUGUGUGUGCAAGAAGGACUGUCCGAGAGGGAGGACAAGAAGCUGCUGGCUGAGAUCUACACGGAGCUCUACAUCACGGACGGGCGCGUCGUGCACAUCAACAGGCAGCACGAGGUCAGGCUGAUGGAGAAGGCGUCAAGAAAACCAAUGGGAAGUGAGAAUCCAAUCAAACCCAGGGACAUAUUCAAACACCCCUCUGGAGAAUACAUUCCCGUUAGGACAGUGCUCACCAAUGGGAUUGCGGGAAUUGGCAAAACCUUCCUCGUGCACAAGUUCAUCCUGGACUGGGCCGAAGGAAGAACCAAUCAAGAUGUGCAUGUCAUAUUCCCCUUCACCUUCCGGCAGCUGAACUUACUGAAGGGGAAGAGGUUUUGUUUGGCAGGGUUAAUUCACAAAUGCAUCAGGGAAACUAUAGACAUCACGAAGGAGGCUCUCAAUAGUAUCUUCACAACCAUACAGAUGUCAGGAAACUCCAACUAUGAAAAGAGCGCAUUCAAACUUCUGUUUGUGUUGGACGGUUUGGACGAGAGCCGCCUUCCGCUGGACUUCACCGCCAACGAUAAGAACCCUGUUGAUGUGGCAAAGUCAACCAGAGUAGAGGUGCUGCUCACAAACCUCAUUGUGGGGAACCUGCUUCCCUCCGCUCGCCUCUGGAUAACCACACGACCAGCAGCAGCCAGUCAGAUCCCUCCUGAGUGUGUUGACAUGGUGACGGAGGUGAGAGGCUUCACUGACCCACAGAAGGAGGAAUACUUCAGGAAGAGAUUCAGAGAUGAGGAGCAAGCCAGCAGAAUCAUCUCCCACAUCAAGACGUCACGAAGCCUCCACAUCAUGUGCCACAUCCCAGUCUUCUGCUGGAUCACUGCUACAGUUCUGGAGGACGUGUUGAAGACCAAACAGAGAGGAGACCUGCCCAAGACCCUGACUGAGAUGUACACGCAGUUCCUCAUGUUUCAGAUCGACCGGACCAAGGAGAAAUACGGCACGGAAAAGAGCCUCAAGUACAUUCGGGCACUUGCAAAACUGGCUUUUCACGAGCUGAAGAAAGGCAACAUGAUCUUCUACGAGGAGGACCUGAAGAAGAGUGGCAUCAAUUUCAGCGAAGCCUCGAUGUACUCAGGCGUGUUCACGCAGAUCUUUAGAAAAGAGGAGCGUGGCUUGAAUUACAAGAACAGGAACAAGAUGUUCAGCUUUGUCCAUCUUAGCAUUCAGGAGUUUCUGGCUGCCGUCUAUGUUGUCCUGUCUCUCACUAACAAGAACAAGAAUGUAAUGGCUGAACCACGGAGUUUCAUCAGUUCACGGAUACUUUCCAACAAAACCUCUGCAACAGAGGUCUACAGGGAUGCUAUCGACAAGGCCUUACAGAGUCCAGACGGACACCUGGACCUGUUCCUCCGCUUCCUCCUGGGUCUUUCACUGCCGACCAAUCAGACUCUCCUAGGUCUGAUGACACACACAGGAAGUAGCCCACAGUCCAAUGAGGAAACAGUCCAGUACAUCAAGGAGAAGCUCAGGGAGAAUGAGUCUCCAGAGAGAAGCAUCAACCUGUUCCACUGUCUGAAUGAGCUGAAUGACCAUUCUCUGGUGGAGAAGAUCCGGCAGUACCUGAGGUCAGGAAGUUUCUUCCCAGACAAACUGUCCCCUGCUCAGUGGUCAGCGCUGGUCUUCAUCUUGCUGACGUCUGAAGAAGAGCUGGACAUGUUUGACCUGGAUAAAUACUGUGCUUCAGAUAAAGGUCUUCUGAGGAUGCUGCCGGUGGUUGAAGCCUCCAGUAAAUCCAGGCUGAGAGGCUGUAAUCUGUCAAGAAAAAGCUGUGAAGCUCUGGCCUCAAUCCUCAGCUCCCAGUCCUCUAGUCUGAGAGAUCUGGACCUGAGCAAUAACAACCUGCUGGACUCAGGACUGAAGCUGCUCUCUGCUGGACUGGAGAGUCCACACUGCCGGCUGGAGGCUCUCAGGCUGAGCGGCUGUAAGUUGUCAGAGGUCGGCUGUGAGUGUCUGGCCUCAAUCCUCAGCUCCCAGUCCUGCAGUCUGACAGAGCUGGACCUGAGCAACAACAACCUGCUGGACUCAGGAGUGAAGCUGCUCUCUGCUGGACUGCAGAGUCCACACUGCCGGCUGGAGGCUCUCAGGCUGAACAUCUGUAAUCUGUCAGAGGUCGGCUGUGAGUGUCUGGCCUUGGUUCUCAGCUCCCAGUCCUGCAGUCUGACAGAGCUGGACCUGAGCAACAACAACCUGCAGGACUCAGGAGUGAAGCGUCUCUCUGCUGGACUGCAGAGUCCACACUGCCGGCUGGAGGCUCUCAGGCUGUCAGGCUGUCUGCUCACACAGGAAGGCUGUGCUGCUCUGGCCUCAGCUCUGAGCUCCAACCCCUCCCAUCUGAGAGAGCUGGACCUGAGCUACAAUCAUCCAGGAGACUCAGGAGUGAAGCUGCUCUCUGCUGGACUGGAGGAUCCAACCUGGAGACUGGACAAGCUCAGUGUGGAGCACAGCGGGGAGCAGUGGCUGAAACCAGGCCUGAGCAAGUACGCCUGUGAGCUCACGCUGGACCCAAACACCGCGCACAGGAACCUGGUCCUGUCCGAGGACGGCAGGACGGCGACGGUGGUGGGGGAGGAGCAGCCGUACCCGGACCACCCCGACCGCUUUGACUACUGGGAGCAGGUCCUGUGCGGGACGGGUCUGACCGGGCGCUGCUACUGGGAGGUGGAGAGGGAGGGCUGGGUGCACAUCGGGGCGGCGUACAGAGGCAUGAGCAGGAGCGGAGAGGGCGACGCCUGCAGGCUGGGGGCCAACGAGUACUCCUGGAGCCUGGUCAGCUACGACGACAGCUUCACCAUCUGCCACGACGCCAGGAAGGCGGUCAUCCUCACCCCCGGCUGCUCCCCCUCCAGCAGGGUGGCCGUCUACCUGGACUGGCCCGCCGGCUCUCUGUCCUUCUACAGGGUCUCCUCCUCCUCCUCCUCCUCCGAGCCGCUGACCCACCUCCACACCUUCAACUCCACCUUCACCGAGCCCCUGUACCCCGGCUUCUGGUUCGCCUUCUGGAUCGGCUCCUCGCUGUCCCUGCGUCAGAGAGAGGAUGCGACGCCUGGACCAGAGACGGAGAGGGAAGAGGGAAAAAAUGAAAAC